Messenger RNA from Ictalurus furcatus (blue catfish), 5829 nucleotides. RefSeq names its product myosin-7. Bases 1628 to 3805 code for a protein of 725 amino acids. The record is from RefSeq and is a predicted model, not a curated record. Lineage: Eukaryota; Metazoa; Chordata; Actinopteri; Siluriformes; Ictaluridae. The transcript is spliced from 17 exons.
UGUGGUGGUGAGGAAGUGAAACAUGGUAUUUUGGAAAAGUUCAGUAACAAAAUUUUGCUAUCAGUUUCUUUACUUUAAAGUCUGAAAAUGCAAAAAUGUAGUGUACCCCACUCUGUUUCUGAGCACUGUGGUAGGCCAGUUUCUUUCUUUCAUUCAUUCAUUCAUUCAUCUUGAUGAAUGACAAUUGCGAAAUUGUCGCAAUUAGCCUUCAUAUAUCCGUCAUAUCUCUUCCUGUGCUGGAGGAAAUGCAGACCACCCACGGAACAAAUGAAACCUUAAAUACACACUCAGCAAUCUUAUUCUAUUAGUUCCUCUUAAAAGAUUUUUCUUUUUUUUUUUUUUACAGAUGGCUUUGUUUGCUUCAGAUUGAAAUGCGUUCAUCGCAAAGAGUUAAAAGAUGGAGGACUUAAACACGCUUAAUGUUUGCCAUUUAUAUUAAAAUAUAUUUAAAAAGACAGUUGGUGUCAUGCCUUUUAUUCUGUUCAUACCACAACAAUUUUCCAACAAGUAAAUUUUUUUUUACUUAUUAUAGAAUUACCGGCCAAUCAGAAUCUACCUGCUCAUCUCACAAUUGGCUGAAUAUCCUGCCGCUGUCUUUGUGGGAAGGGAUCCUGUGGUGAGCCAGCCAGGGAGCGAUCAAGCAGUCAAAGCUCAGCAUGUGCGGGACUAGUAAACACAGAGCUGUCGUAGUUGUUCGACAAAUGUGUGACAUUCAUUAAAGCAUCUUUCACUCGCAAAAUUUAUUUUUACGUGCUGAAAAUCCUCUGUGCAAAAGGCUGUGCGUAUGAAAUACCUUUUUUCACACGCGUGUGAAAUGUUCUGAAUUUUGACACAAAAAUAACGCCGUAGUAAGACAUUAGACUAACAUCAGUCUAAUGUGUGUGUAUCUGUGUUCUCUCCAGAACAGCCUUCAGCAAAGAUUAGUUGCAAGGGUGCAUGAUUUUGAAACGAGUAAUCAUUUUGAAAGAAGAAAAACUUGCAUUACUGUAGAAAUACUCUAGGAAUUGUAUGUUUGUGUGUGGGGAGGGAAAAAACAUGAGAAUAAAAGAGAGUAAACAGCGCCUCCAAGCUGCAAAUAUGAUUAACUGCGUGUGUUAUUCAGUGAAGAGUGGUAACAAUUUGGGAUUUGGGUUAUAAAGUGUAAAAGUAAAUUUUACAUGCAUGUAUAUGCAAAGUAACCAUGUUAACACCUAUGAUGACAUAAAAUAAUGAUGCUUGGCACACACGGGGAUGCAGUUAGUCCUAAUUAAGGUCCGAACAGAGCUGUAAAGAGUUUCCUUUUUUUCCUUCCUUGUGUCCUUUUUCGGAGCGUUUGGGAGGCACAGAGGAGCUCCAGUCCCUCUCACUGCACACAUGGAGGGGUACAAACAGACCGCUGCUUUUCUCGGUGUUAUAUUAUUUUUGACUGAAUAUUAGCGAAAUGAAGCGGUGUAAAGUUCGGUUGCUAGGCAACGCCGUUAUUAUGUUUUUUUACACUGAUGACUUCUAAACGUGACGUUUGCGGCUCAUACUGACGGCGAGAAAACUGCGUUCAAAAGACUUUUAUUUCUAAUUUACAGGGAGUUAUUUCUUUAUUAUCGUUUCCCCCUCUAUAGUGCAUGUCCUUUAAGAGUUGUUGGCGGUGAAUAUGAAAGCAGAGGAGGUGUUCAAGAUGGAGACGCGACUGCAGCAGGAGGGUCUGUGUUUGGAGUUCUCCUCCGACUUGGAGCGAUUGGACCGUCUGUGGCGUCUCUUUGUCGAGAAGGAGAACAGUGUGAGGAUGCUCACUCGGGAACUUGAGGAACUGCGAGCUAAACACGCUGCUGAAAUCGACACGGUUCAGCUGUACAUCCAGAACAUCCGGAGUCUCUCGAAGACACGGGACUCGAUGGCGCUGGAGCUCAAGCGGGAAAACGAAACGCUCCGCUCUGACCUGACGGAGCUCAAUCUGCAGCAAGGUUCUCUCUCUUUCCAAUAUAUAACAGAAAUGCCUUAUUAUAAUGUUCCGGUAAACGCGCAUCUGCUUCCGUUUGUGUACACAGAGGCUCAGAAGAGUGAGAUAGCGGAGAUGUUGGUGCAGGAGGGCUUGGAUGAGGUCAUGACCAGCAGCCUGAGCGAGCAGGUGGCUUACCUCCUCGCAGACCGAGCUGCUCUCAUGGAGAAGAUUCAAACCCUGGAAGAUGGGGACUCGAAGACCCUAAACGUAAAGUGCACUCAGAAGCGAAGAACUCCUGAUGACAAUGCAGAAAAGGUGGCACCACUGCGAGGUCAGAGCCCUUGGAAGAGGUUGCUUGGUUUCAGAAAGGCUGCACAGGCCAAGCAGGAUGAUAACCAAGACAACGAAGACAAAACAUCUAAAGACAGAAUGUGGAGUUUGCUGGAGAGGGAUCUGGAUGAGGCCUCCACCAGGCUGAACCUGGCUCACAAGGAGAUCCGCCGCCUCACUGACGAGCUUGAGUCGGCUCACCUGACCAAGAGUACCUACGAGUCAGAGCUCCAUGGAGCACAGGUAGAUGCUGAGCAGCUUCGGCACGAGAUGGAGAAGCUGAAACGCUGUGAUUUGGCCGAGGUUCAGGCGGUUAAAGAGAUGAAUGAGGUCCUGGAUGCGGAGAUCCGUCAUCUGAGGGACAGCGUUCACACCAUGACUGCAGAAUGCACACACCUCCUAGAGCUGAUUGACAGAAACUUCAAGGAGUUGGACAGUGAGGACGAGGACUUUAUCCAUGCUUUGACCCGGAAACUGACACUGACCCGUCGCACUCGCUCUCUACCCAAAGGCAAGAACCAGAAACAAAAGGACACCCAUAAAAGCUACCCGGAGGAACAGGAGGAAGGGCUGAGCAGCCUGCAGGAGCUAAAUCGGGCGAUCGUGAAGCUCCAGGCCGAGCUUGAGCAUGAGACGGCGCUGAGAAAAAAGGUCGAGGAGGAGUGCGUUGAUGAGAGGAGGAGGAGGAGGAGGAGGAAAGAAGCAGAACAGCUGAGUCUGGAGCUCCAGGACAAAAACCACAACGCCAAAGUGCAGCAUCUUCAGCAAAUGGACGUCCUCAAGACCAUGCUCCCGGAGCAGGAGAACCUGAAGCUCAGACAAGACAUUGAGAAGCUGGGGGAGUUUUGUGUAAAACUCCAGACUGAGCUUGAGCAGGUCCACUGUAACCUUCACUCUCACACCAGAAAAUAUGAUGAGAUGAAGGUGCGCCACAGAGAAAAACUUGCAGAAGCUAAACAGGUGUAUCUCCGAGAGAUGACGUGGCGCGAUCAGAAGAUCAAGGAGCAGGAGCGAGAGAUGGACUUCCUCACAAAGCAACUUAAGAAGGAGAGCGACAUGGUGAAAACGGUAAUGGCUGAGAACGAAGCUCUGCUUCUGACAAAGAAAACGCUGCUGUGUCAGCUCAACGAAGCAGAACAGAACAGAAAAAACACAGCAGCCAAAAUUUCUGCUCUGCAGCUAAGGGUCGACUUCCUUGAGAAGGACAGCAUGCAGCAGUGGGAGAUAAACAUGGAGAAGUCCACGCAGAUUGCCAAGCUCGAGAGACGGCUGUGGGACGUGGACUCUCUAAAAAGCAAUCGGCGAAAGGUUCAUCAUCCGGAAGAUAAAAGACGGACAUGCGGAGAAACUCGGAUUCCCUGCCUGUCCGAGUCAGAGCGGCGGUUCAGAGAUGGGCUACAUGAACAUCUUUACGCACAACCUGCGGUGACGUACGCCACAAGGCCGCAAAGUGCUGCAAAAACUGUCUUUGGAUGCCCCUACUGUUUCCUCGCCCAACUCGCUCUAAAACUCCACGCAGAGACAGAGAGAGCGAGCGAUACUGCGAAUAAAAAUGACUAAAAUGACAACUCCUUCAGCGCGAGGUGUUGUGUUAUUAACGCAGUCUAACACGUAUUUCCCAGAAACCAAGGAAUGAUUAAGUGAAAGAACGGACGCGCUGAUCCGAAGAGGAUGAAGGGGGAGGGGGGAAACGGACUGGGUUCAGAUGAGCGAGAUGCGGAUGGGGAUGCUGGGAGACUCGUUCCUGGGUGGCGAGUGCUGAGUCACGAGGUGCUCCACUACUGUGUGUUUAGACAUGUGCUUCAUCAGAUAGGUCUCCUGGAAGGGGGAGGAAAUGUAAAGAAGAAUCCUUUGUCACUUCACGUACUGAUUCAUUCCAUAAUCGCAGUAAAUUCUUUGCACGAAAUUCUGUGUUCAUGAAAAUCCUGUACACAUAAGAAGACUAACCAAUGUGGCAGCAGCGCGAUGCAGAUAUACAGGUCAAGAGCUUCAGUUAAUGUUUACACAGAAUGGUACGAAAAACAAAAAAACAUCCUGUAAACAGAGGGGAUGCAGGCAUUGUUGAUGUGAGAGAUGAGAGGAACAAUCACUCUUUACAACCGUGAUGUAAAGAGCACAACACAUCCUACAACUGGAGUCUGUGCCCAUGAUAGCCUCAGAUUCUUGGCUGACAGGAGAGGAACCUGGUGUGGUUUUCUGCUAUUGUAGCUCGUCUACCUCAAGGUUUCAUGUGUUGCGCAGGCUGAGAUGUUUUCCUGCUCAUCACGGUUGUAAAGAGUGAUUAUAUGAGUUACUAUAUCCUUCCUGGCAACUCAAACCAAUCCGGUUAUUUUCCUCUGACCCUCUCUCAUCAACAAGGCGUGCUCACUCAGUGUUUUUUGCACUGUUCUGUGUAAGCUCUACAGACUGUUGUGUGUGAAAAUCCCAGAUGAUCAGCAGUUUUGGAAAUGCUCAACCCAGCCCCUCUGGUACCUACAACCAUUCCAAGUUUAAAGUCACCCUUUAGACAUCAGACGUUCUUCAUUCUGAUGUUUGACGUGAAUGUUAACUGGAGCACUUGACCUGCAUCUGCAUGAUUUAUUUAUUUUUUUUAAUUGUCUUGCUGCCACACGAAUGUGCAAGUGUUCCUAAUAAAGUGGACAGUGAGUGUAUAUUUACAUUUUUUUAAGACGAAACUAAUCAUUCCGUUACGACAAAAGAAACGGUGCCGUAUGAACAGAGAACAGGUCGGUCUUAGGAAGAUUUAGCACUCACUUAUUUUUAUACUUUAAUACAGAAAACAAUGUAGGAGCGACGCUUCCUUCUUCCAAUUUUAUACUUAUGUAUUAAUCUAGACCGUUUUCUCUUUAGUGUCUGAAAAAGAAUAGAAAAAACCCACCUCUAAUGUAGCAUUCCUGUUGUAGAUUAGAAAAGGGGUUUAAAUGUAAAGUCGUAGUUUUCGAUUUGAGACGCAGCUACUGACGACAAUCACGACGAUAGUGUAAAAGUUCUAAAGAAAAACUAACAGCUCACCUGUGUGUUUAAGGUGAAAUCGAGACUUUUUGGCUCUGACCUGGCCUCUAGUGGAUCUUUUUUAAUCCACAGUACAAAAGGUACACAGAUGAAUAUAAUACAGCUUAUAGCGAAAUACUGAAAGUCCUGUAUCUCUAUGCUGUGCUAUUCAUUUCAUUCUGUAUCAGACCGUUACCAGAAUUAAUCACUCACUCUAUGUGGACUAAGGAUUACAUAUUUCCUGCACAUCACUCCACGCUGUAAGCGAUUUAAAGCUGUCGUUAUAGUACUUACGGAGGUGUAGGCUCGGCCACACAUGCUGCAGCAGUAUGCCUUGGCAUUUUUGAUGGCGUGAGCGGCUAAGUGAAUCUGCAGGGAGGCCGAGUCGGAGUAGGCGCGGUAGCAGUGGGAGCACUUGUAAGGCUUGUCUUUAUUAUGUGACCUCUGGUGAGACUACAAGACGAAUGAGAAACGCAAACACAACACGUGACCGUUAAAAUGUUACAAAUAACGAUAAAACACACAACCUUAAUUUUCACCUUAGCUCAUGACAACAAUCACGUUGAUGGCGUAAAGUAUAUAUAUAUUAAUAU